Messenger RNA from Scheffersomyces stipitis CBS 6054, 444 nucleotides. Its product is annotated as sterol transporter. The annotation marks the transcript as partial. Lineage: Eukaryota; Fungi; Ascomycota; Pichiomycetes; Serinales; Debaryomycetaceae. The record is from RefSeq and is a predicted model, not a curated record. The transcript has a single exon. Gene Ontology annotation, molecular function: sterol binding. Gene Ontology annotation, biological process: intracellular sterol transport.
CUUGACAUCAUCAAGACUUUUCCUGAUGUUGACGAAAAACCAGUUCCAGGCGACUCUCCCAUCGUCCAAUGUGAUGCCUCGCAGCCACAGAUUUUGAGUUUGCUGAAGGUCAUCAUUGACCCUAACCCUCCUGCUAGGGGCGAGAACUUAACCUUCACCGCCACUGGUUUUAUCAGCGAAGACAUCGAAGAAGGUGCCUACGUUGAAGUCGACGUUAGAUACGGCUUCAUCAAGUUGAUCCACCAGACGUUUGACUUGUGUGAGGAAAUCACCAAGGUCGACUUGGAAUGCCCAAUCAAGAAGGGACCACAGGUCAUUCAGAAGGAAGUUGAGAUUCCUAACGAAGUUCCUCCAGGGAAGUACAUUGUCAACGCCAGAGCCUACACCAAGGACGACGUGUUCAUCACCUGUUUGACUGCAACAAUCGAGUUCCCACCACUCUAG